UUCAAUCUACCCGGACUGGCGGGGAUCAGCCCCCCAGAUUGGCGGCGAUAUGGCCGGCAACCUUCCCAGCGGCUCGGACAUGGCCAGUCUGCUGGCGUUCGCCACGAACCAUCAAAUGGAGCGUGAGAAUUCGCUGGAGACGAGCGUGGCCGGUCCCCUGCAUCCACUGUCCGUAUUGAGACCCAUUUCAACGGGGGAUCCGGAUCGGGAUGCCGAACAUAUCACUGGUUUGUCGCUGGCCGACCCGCUGCGCCGUAUCAAGCAGAAAAAUCCGGUAUUGUACGUCGAGCUGAAGCGGCGGUUGUCUACCAUUGUAUUUGACGCGGAAAUGGAUACGGUACAGGCCGACUCGCAGGAGCCGCGCACGCCCACCGAAAGCGACGACCGUAUGGAG
Mesorhabditis spiculigera is the source of this 394-nucleotide messenger RNA. NCBI's taxonomy places the organism in Eukaryota, Metazoa, Nematoda, Chromadorea, Rhabditida, Rhabditidae. The record is from the annotation of a GenBank genome assembly.